This is a messenger RNA of Diorhabda carinulata, 1170 nucleotides long. Its product is annotated as BRISC complex subunit FAM175B-like. Bases 107 to 1105 code for a protein of 332 amino acids. Gene Ontology annotation, cellular component: nucleus. The record is from RefSeq and is a predicted model, not a curated record. Gene Ontology annotation, molecular function: microtubule binding; polyubiquitin modification-dependent protein binding. Gene Ontology annotation, biological process: protein K63-linked deubiquitination; attachment of spindle microtubules to kinetochore; mitotic spindle assembly. NCBI's taxonomy places the organism in Eukaryota, Metazoa, Arthropoda, Insecta, Coleoptera, Chrysomelidae. The transcript is spliced from 3 exons.
GGCAGUUCGAUAAUAUACGAUGGUGACGUCUGUCAUCCAUACAAAAAGUUAUUAAAAAAUAAAUUUAUUUAAAUAGCUUUUAAUGUGAAAGUUACAAUUAGACGAAAUGUGCACACCAAUAUUGGUAUCAUUAUCGGCUCCAGCAUUUUCAUAUCUACUUUAUGAAAAUGCAAAAUGCACUUUUCAACAGGAAGGAUUUUUAUUAGGAGAAAUAAUUAGAAAAGAAACCAAAAUAAUAACGGAUAAUGAUCAACACCAAAUCAACGUAAGCAAAACGAUAAAAAUCAAUUCAGUAAUGCCUUGCCCUCAAAAUCAUUAUUUUUACAAUGCCACUGGUAAAAUCAACAAAGAUAAAAUUAAAGAUUUUUUGGGUAAUCAAUUUAGUGAAGUUGUGGCUUGGUACAAGUAUCAAAAAAUCCCAGAUUCAAAAUUGAGCUUCAGGGAUAAGAUAAUACAUAGGCAACUUUUGGAACUGUUUGACACAAGUCCAGAACUCUUCAGUUGUUGCUUAUUAACUCACGAAGUAUCAUGGAACGGUGCAACACAAAGUUUUUCACAAAGUUUUGUAAGAUGCAAUGGCAUUGGAUGUGAUAAACUACCUGUAAGUAUACCGAAUCUGAGUGAACAGAACAAUAUGUACAAAAGCUCCGAACCUGCCUCCACUACAUUUAAUAAGAUUCUUUCGGACUUGAAAAUUGAUAAUAAAAAUACACAAGGACUGGUUAUAAUAAAUAAAAUCCAAAAUGCUCUGCAAAAGCAUAUAGAGACAUUGGUAAAAGACCUUUCAGAGUCAGAGAAGUACCUUUAUGAUUUAGAAAAAGAAGUUAGACAGUUGGAAAUGUAUAAAAAAGAAAAAGAGAAGAUUACAGAAUAUUUAUUCGGUGAUUCAAUAAAUACUAAUCAAAGAACAACUCCAGUAUCCAACAAUAAUCAGCAAGAAAACAAAACUAAUCCAAUCGAUACUACUUCAGAUGAGAAUUCUCCAGAAAUAGUACGAACACCGAUCAACAAAAAAACUAUCAGAGGGAGAGGGAAAGGGAAAGGGAAAAUAGACUCCAAAGAAUUGAGGAAAAAUUCCAAGACUGAAGAAUAUGGCGUUGUGUAAUAUUUUCAUAACAAUAUCAAAACAAACUAAAAGCUACUGUAUCCUUAUUUAAAUAUCGAUAUUUA